CUCCGGGCCCUAGUGCGCCCGGCGGGCGGAGGCUGCUGGUCUACGCGCUCUGCAGGGCUUCAGAGUCCCAGUGGCCGCGUCGGGAGCCAGCAUGGCAGCGGGGCUGAGGCGGAGCUGCGGGGUCCUGAGAAGUAUUUCUUGUUUUGGCUGGAGAUCACAACAUACAAAAGCUGCCCCAAAGCGUCAGCCAGGAUUAGGAUUUAGUUUUGAGUUAACUGAACAACAGAAAGAAUUUCAAGCUACUGCUCGUAAAUUUGCCAGAGAGGAAAUAAUACCGGUUGCUGCAGAAUAUGAUAAAACUGGUGAAUAUCCUGUCCCCCUAAUUAAAAGAGCUUGGGAACUUGGUUUAAUGAAUACACACAUUCCAGAGAGUUGUGGAGGUCUUGAACUUGGAACUUUUGAUGCUUGUUUAAUUACUGAAGAAUUGGCUUAUGGAUGUACCGGGGUUCAGACUGCUAUUGAAGCAAAUUCUUUGGGGCAAAUGCCUGUUAUUAUUGCUGGAAAUGAUCAACAACAAAAGAAGUACUUGGGGAGAUUGACUGAAGAGCCAUUGAUGUGUGCCUAUUGUGUAACAGAACCUGGAGCAGGCUCUGAUGUAGCUGGUAUAAAGACCAAAGCAGAAAAGAAAGGAGAUGAGUAUAUUAUUAAUGGUCAGAAGAUGUGGAUAACCAAUGGAGGAAAAGCUAACUGGUAUUUUUUAUUGGCACGUUCUGAUCCAGAUCCUAAUGCUUCUGCUAGUAAAGCCUUUACUGGAUUUAUUGUGGAAGCAGAUACUCCUGGAGUGCAGAUUGGAAGAAAGGAAUUAAACAUGGGCCAGCGAUGUUCAGAUACUAGAGGAAUUGUCUUUGAAGAUGUGAAAGUGCCUAAAGAAAAUGUUUUAAUUGGUGAGGGAGCUGGUUUCAAAAUUGCAAUGGGAGCUUUUGAUAAAACCAGACCUCCAGUUGCAGCUGGUGCUGUUGGCUUAGCACAGAGAGCUUUGGAUGAAGCUACCAAGUAUGCCCUGGAAAGGAAAACUUUUGGAAAGCCACUUAUAGAGCACCAAGGGAUAUCAUUUUUGCUGGCUGAAAUGGCAAUGAAAGUUGAACUAGCUAGAUUGAGUUACCAGAGAGCAGCCUGGGAGAUUGACUCUGGUCGCCGAAAUACCUAUUAUGCUUCUAUUGCAAAGGCGUUUGCUGGAGAUAUUGCAAAUCAGUUAGCUACUGAUGCUGUGCAGAUUUUUGGAGGCAAUGGAUUUAAUACAGAAUAUCCGGUAGAAAAACUAAUGAGGGAUGCCAAGAUCUAUCAGAUUUAUGAAGGCACUGCACAAAUUCAAAGGCUUAUUAUAGCCCGUGAACACAUCAGCAAGUAUAAAAAUUAAAGAGAUUGCUAUAGAAACAUGAUUCAUCAUUGAGUAACUAGAACAUGACCCACUGUGUAAGCACCAGAAAAGAGAAAGGGCUUUAACAUUUUUCCAGUGAAAAUAAAAAUGAGUACUCUUAUACUAGAUCUGAAGCAACUGAUUCUAAUAGUAGUUUGUGCUUUGUUUAACUCUAUAUGAUUUCCCUUUUCUGAAAUAGAUUUGGUUUUAUUGAAA
Messenger RNA from Microcebus murinus (gray mouse lemur), 1573 nucleotides. RefSeq names its product acyl-CoA dehydrogenase medium chain (gene ACADM). The record is from RefSeq and is a predicted model, not a curated record. Gene Ontology annotation, biological process: medium-chain fatty acid catabolic process; fatty acid beta-oxidation. Gene Ontology annotation, cellular component: mitochondrion; cytoplasm. Lineage: Eukaryota; Metazoa; Chordata; Mammalia; Primates; Cheirogaleidae. Gene Ontology annotation, molecular function: medium-chain fatty acyl-CoA dehydrogenase activity; flavin adenine dinucleotide binding.